Molecule: messenger RNA, 1688 nt
Organism: Hipposideros armiger (great roundleaf bat)
Lineage: Eukaryota; Metazoa; Chordata; Mammalia; Chiroptera; Hipposideridae
Gene: DMTN
Product: dematin actin binding protein
Exons: 11
Coding region: 657-1673 (338 amino acids)
Biological process (GO): lamellipodium assembly; actin filament bundle assembly
Cellular component (GO): actin cytoskeleton; plasma membrane
Molecular function (GO): actin filament binding
Source: RefSeq, a predicted model, not a curated record
CGCGGGGCGGGGCGGGGCGGCCUCGAGGGUACGCAGGCCUGGAUGGCCUGGGAGGCCCGCAACUCCGCCCGCGGGAGCCCAGGGCGCCCCUCCCUCCGCAGGCUCCAGUUUCCUGGCUCUCCCGGCGCGUCCCGUGCUACCUGUUGGGGCGCAGAGAACCCACACCCUGGGGCCGAGCCUCGGGCCGGGCGGGCGGGGCAGCAGGCCCGGCGCCCCUGCUGCUGAUGCCGCCUGGCCGGGAGCAGGAUUGCUUUUUUCCGCAGAGAGGCCAACCUCAGGCCCCCUCCCUCCAUCACUGAAGAGGCAGUAGGAGCCAUAGCCGCCUCCUCCCCCCUCCCUGCCGCCUCCUCGGCUGAGCCGGCAGGUUGUCCUGGCAACGGGAGGCGGAGAGGAGAUGCGCCGAGGGAUGGAGGUGUAUGUCACUGAGGAAGCUGCCGUGCUCCUGCCCCACGCCCCAGGCCCUUGAAGGCUCUGUACUCGGCCAGCCGCCUGAAGAGUCACCGAGGGAUGACGACGCUACAGCCCAGUGGGGCGCCCUUUCUACACUCGCGGCCACGAGCGCGCAGCGCCCAGGAGCCGGGCCGAGCCUGACGUCAGGUCGUCUCCCCUCGCACACAGGGAUCUGCGAGUGAUCCGACCAGCCAUCUCCCUACUGCAUGGAACGGCUGCAGAAGCAACCACUCACCUCCCCCGGGAGCGUGAGCUCCUCCCGAGACUCCAGUGUUCCGGGCUCUCCCUCCAGCAUCGUGGCCAAGAUGGAUAAUCAGGUGCUGGGCUACAAGGACUUGGCCGCCAUCCCCAAGGACAAGGCCAUCCUGGACAUCGAGCGGCCUGACCUCAUGAUCUACGAGCCCCACUUUACCUAUUCUCUCCUGGAUCAUGUGGAGCUGCCCAGAAGCCGGGAGCGCUCUCUGUCACCCAAAUCCACAUCUCCGCCACCUUCCCCAGAGGUGUGGGCAGACAGCCGGUCCCCUGGAACCAUCUCUCAGGCUUCAGCCCCAAGAACCACUGGGACCCCUCGGACCAGCCUGCCCCAUUUCCACCAUCCUGAGACCACCCGCCCAGAUUCCAACAUCUACAAGAAGCCACCCAUCUACAAGCAGAGAGAGUCCACGGGAGGCAGCCCUCAGAGCAAGCAUCUCAUUGAGGACCUCAUCAUUGAAUCAUCCAAGUUCCCUGCAGCCCAGCCCCCUGACCCCAACCAGCCAGCCAAGAUUGAAACCGACUACUGGCCAUGCCCCCCAUCGCUGGCCGUUGUGGAGACAGAAUGGAGGAAGCGGAAGGCAUCGCGGAGGGGGGCAGAGGAGGAGGAGGAGGAGGAAGACGAUGACUCCGGGGACGAGAUGAAGGCUCUCAGGGAGCGUCAGAGGGAGGAACUCAGUAAGGUUACUUCCAACUUGGGAAAGAUGAUCUUGAAAGAAGAGAUGGAAAAGUCAUUGCCUAUCCGGAGGAAAACCCGCUCCCUGCCUGACCGGACACCCUUUCAUACCUGUGAGUGCCAUGAAAGAAACUCAGAAUCAGCUGGCCAGACCCUGAGGCCAGAAUCGAAUAGUCUGUUGAGUUGGCCUGUCAUAUGCCCUGCACUGUGCUAUUGUGGGUGUAAGAGGCAGAAAAGGUUGCUGCCUCAAGGAGCUCACGCUCUCCUUAGGGCAGGAAUACCAGUCAUGGAAUGAGACUAGAUGAUCCAA